AGAAUAUCCAGCUGGUGGCUACAGUUCCGCUUCUGGUUUCGCUGCCAUGCAUCCUGGGCGAACUACUGGUAAGGGGCCCUCCACUCACAUUCAGAUUGACCAGCAACCUCCACGGCUUCUCAUUGUGCACAUUGCUCUACCGUCCUGGGCUGACAUCUGUGCCAACCUCUGUGAGGCUCUGCAGAACUUCUUCUCUCUAGCCUGCAGCUUGAUGGGCCCCAGCCGCAUGUCCCUGUUCAGUUUAUACAUGGUACAAGAUCAGCAUGAGUGCAUCCUCCCUUUUGUGCAAGUGAAAGGGAACUUUGCUAGGUUGCAGGCCUGCAUCUCAGAGCUCCGCAUGUUACAGAGAGAAGGUUGUUUCAGAUCACAAGGCACUUCUCUGCGACUGGCAGUAGAAGAUGGACUCCAGCAAUUUAAACAAUACAGCAGACAUGUGACCACAAGUGCAGCCCUCGCUUAUACUUCCCUGGAGAUUACUAUUCUGACUUCUCAGCCUGGAAAAGAGGUGGUCAGACAAUUGGAGGAAGGGUUGAAAGAUACAGACUUAGUCAGUGUCAGGAGGCUUCAGGUCGUUGAGAUCGCAAAGGGAAUCCUAGAACACAUGGACUCAGUGUCUCCUGCUGAGGAUCUCAGCAAUGAUGAGAGUUCUAUUCUGGGAACUGACAUUGACCUUCAGACUGUAGACAAUGAUAUCGUCAGCAUGGAGAUAUUUUUCAAAGCCUGGCUACAUAACAGUGGAACAGACCAAGAACAAAUUCAUCUUCUUCUUUCUUCACAGUGUUUCAGCAACAUUUCCAGAGCCAGAGAUAAUCCAAUGUGCCUGAAAUGUGAUCUCCAAGAGCGACUGCUCAGCCCAUCCCUACUUCCUGGCACAGCUGACGGUUCCUUGAGAAUGGAUGACCCCAAAGGAGACUUCAGCACACUCUACCAGAUGGCUUCCCAAUCAUCGGCCUCUCAUUACAAGCUCCAAGUUAUCAAGGCUUUAAAAUCUAGCGGGCUCUGCGAGUCAUUGACAUAUGGACUCCCAUUCAUCCUCAGACCUACAAGCUGUUGGCAACUGGAUUGGGAUGAGCUGGAGACAAAUCAGCAACAUUUCCAUGCUUUGUGUCACAGCCUGCUGAAAAGAGAAUGGCUGCUGUUAGCCAAGGGGGAACCACUGGGCCCAGGACACAGCCAGAGAAUCCCUGCCAGCACCUUCUAUGUGAUCAUGCCAUCACGCUCCCUCACACUGCUGGUGAAGGCGGUGGCCACGCGGGAACUGAUGCUGCCCAGCACCUUCCCCCUGGUAUCUGAGGACCCAUGCGAUGACAGCCUUAAGAUUGUGGAGAGCAUGCUAGACAGCCUGGAGCUGGAGCCCACCUACAACCCCUUGCAAGUUCAGAGCCACCUGUACUCACACCUGAGCAGCAACUAUGCCAAGCCUCAGGGGCGGCUCCACCCACACUGGGAGAGCAGAGCCCCGAGAAAGCAUCUCUGCAAGACUGGACAGUUGCAGACCAACCGAGCUCGAGCCACUGUGGCCCCCCUGCCUGUGACUCCUGUCCCAGGCAGAGCCUCCAAGAUGCCAGCAGCCAGCAAAUCUUCCUCAGACACCUUCUUUCUGCUUUCGGAGUGGGAGGAGGAUCCCUCAGGGCCCUAAGUCACCAGCACCAGAGCCUAACCACAUCCAUGCUCAAGUUCACAUAAUGGCUACCUGUGGUCAGACCUACUUUCUAUCCACCUGAGCCUCUGUGAGUGAGGGCUGACUGGGAAACAAGAGCCUUCCCCGCCUCUGUUUCAUGCUGUCCCACUCCUCAAGUGGAGAAGCAACACACUCGAGCCUUCGGCAAGGACUCUCAUUUUCUUUUGAAUCAUUUGAUACUGUUUACAGAGGUGAAGAUUAAACACCCAGUAAGCUUC
Molecule: messenger RNA, 1899 nt
Organism: Sapajus apella (tufted capuchin)
Lineage: Eukaryota; Metazoa; Chordata; Mammalia; Primates; Cebidae
Gene: M1AP
Product: meiosis 1 associated protein
Exons: 10
Coding region: 47-1639 (530 amino acids)
Biological process (GO): meiosis I; male meiosis chromosome separation; spermatogenesis
Source: RefSeq, a predicted model, not a curated record